UUGAACAUUAUAUAUUGUAUUGUCCUUAGGGCAAAUAUCAAUGAACAAUAGAUUUUAUUAUUCUCAUCUUAUUCCUCCUCUCUCCCUAUUCUUCUUCUUACAGCUUGGGCCCAGAAAGAUCAAGAUGACGAAGAUUGGUUAAGUUUCCAAGAUGAGGGGGAAUGGUUCCACUAAGAUUGGACCAAGAAAGAUCAAGAUAACUCAGUUUGUGAAGAGAACCAACGAGAGGAGGAAUUUGGGAGCCCUCAAAGUCAUUGAAACUUAGAUUUAAGGUGUGCAAAUGAGUUAAAGACAACAAUGAUGGAUGCAGCAGCUCACCCCUCAAAGCCGUCUCCCACCAAUUAUCGUCUUGGUAGGGAUUUGUAAUUCCAAGGUUGAGCUCGGCCACUCGUACUCUGCCUGUUUUGUUAUAGCAGACUACGCCAGUCCAUGCGCAGCAGUCGUCUCCUUGGGCCUCCUGCCACGAAGACAAGCGGGCGGAAGGAUCUCGGAUGGCGGCUUUGUAAUGCAAGAGAGCAUCUUUCUCCCUCGGCAAGCAUCCCUCGCUGCUCACGCUCGCUUCUACUCCAGCUACCUCCACAAGAAGGAAGGCCAUCAUGAUGAGCCAACAAAGCAUGACAAGAUCAGCUGGAAACUGAUAGUAGCAGCGGUAGUAGUGGGGGUGGUGCAGUGGCCAUGGCUCACGGAAACGGAGUCUGCUUCUCCAGGAAACCAAUGGCAAUGGCAAUGACUAUUUAUAUAUAUUGAAGAAUGAAAUGAAGAGUCUAUUUCCCUCCGCCAUUAAUCAUUAUUGCAAGAAUCAGUCAUCGUGCUCUACUUCUGUGGAAAUUGGCAAUAUAAUAUUCAUCGAUCUAUUAUAGCAACUGGUCCAUUGAUCGAUCGUUUUCUUGUGUGGAAAUUGCGAUAGAUGCUUUUAUUUCCUGCCGCUCAUGAGACGGCCGAAAGAGUGACAAAUUAAUUAAUUAAAUAUACCGC
Zingiber officinale is the source of this 975-nucleotide messenger RNA. RefSeq lists its product as uncharacterized. Bases 305 to 730 code for a protein of 141 amino acids. The record is from RefSeq and is a predicted model, not a curated record. The transcript has 2 exons. NCBI's taxonomy places the organism in Eukaryota, Viridiplantae, Streptophyta, Magnoliopsida, Zingiberales, Zingiberaceae.